Messenger RNA from Panonychus citri (citrus red mite), 2007 nucleotides. RefSeq lists its product as uncharacterized. The record is from RefSeq and is a predicted model, not a curated record. Bases 205 to 1464 code for a protein of 419 amino acids. The transcript is spliced from 6 exons. Gene Ontology annotation, molecular function: protein binding. NCBI's taxonomy places the organism in Eukaryota, Metazoa, Arthropoda, Arachnida, Trombidiformes, Tetranychidae.
AUUUAACUAAAAACUGAUAAAUUAAUCGAAAAGGAUUAACUAUCAGUAGAUUGGUAGCAAAUCCGGUCCGGAGCUUCAUUAGUUUGCUUUGGUUUAGGAAAACAUCAGUUGAUUUUUAUACGUUAACUAAUUAACCUAAUCAGUUGAAUUUUUGAUUUCUUGUCAAUAUUUUCAUUCAUUUUCUUAACAAUUGAGUUUUUUUCAAUGGAAUUGGGUGAUUUACCUUACGAUUGUCUAUCGUGUAUAUUUGAUUGUAUUCCUGAUCUUAAAUCGCUUUUAGAUCUGUCAACAGUUUGUAAACAAUGGAACAUUUUGGCGAAUCAAAGAUUGAAAAAAAUUCGACAUUUACAUGUUGAGCAAGAUAUCGAUUCUGACCUUGCAGCAUCUCCCAAUCAUCUUUACACGAACGAUGUUGGAUUGAUGGAGAGAGUAAAUGUCUCGAAAAUGUUUCCAAAUCUAAAGUUCUUCACCAAAGAUUAUACUCUUGAAACCACAUGUACCUGCAAGAUGAUGGUCAAUGUUUUGUCCACUUCGAAACCAUUAAUUGGGCUCAUUUGUGAAGAUCCAUGUCUCGUGUCAAAUUCUCUUGACAUUUUGUGUCAUGUCGAUAUCGAUGAUAUUGUUAAACACUGUGGUAGCCUCGAGUACCUGGAUUCAUUGUAUCGACCUUUUCUUGGCAGUUAUUUCUUAAAAUAUAAAUUUGGUCAGAAUGUCAAAUACUUCGAAGGUUCAAUUGAAGGAUACGACGACGAUGAGGAAGAUAAAAAUUAUGAUUUCAUGUUCAAACAAAUAUAUUUGCUAUGUUAUUACUUGAAACAAAUGCCAAAUCUUGAAGUUCUGCAUCUGAAAGAACCACCAAUUGAACCUCGUCUUUGGCCUUUACCGAAAAACAUGAAGUUAAAGCAGAUCGAUUUUGACAACAUUACGACAAAAACAUUGGCCUUCCAGUUUUUAUCUCGUUUUCCCAACUUGCGAAGUGUUUCUUUUAGCAUUCGAUCAGUGACAAACAAAGAUGAAAUUUUCGAAGUUUCCAACCCUUACCCGAAUAUCCAAGAUUGCGCUCUACAUAUUGGAGGAAUAUAUCAGAACUUGCCUGUCGGAUCGUUUAAGCUGAUUAAAAGUAUUAUGGUCAAGUUCCCUAAUUGUACAAACCUGUUCAUCCAUCUCCUGAAAAAUAUUGCAAUAACCAAUGAGGAUUUGAUCGAGACAAUCAAAAUUUUACCGCAUUUAACUCUAUUAGUCUUGGAUAUAAAGAAUUGGGGAGAUACAAAUACUAUUGAGACAAUCAGUAAAUUCUGUCAAUCGUCAGGUCGUCGAAUAUCCUUUUACUUGCUUCGCGAUGAUCGAAUAUGGAAUCGCACGACCAGAACUGGAUCAUAUACACGAUAUGCAUUGAACAAAGAUGUGGCGAAUCAUUUGAAGACCGACAACAAAUUCAUUCGAAGCUUUUUUCGUUGUGAAUGAAAAGAAUUGAAUUUCUCUUCAAUCUUUCGGUUGUUCAAUAUUUGGUUUUUCUUAUUACAUGAAACAACAAGUGAAAACCAUCAUUUAUCAUAAUAAUAAUUAGUUUUAUUCUCGAUCUCGAUAUUGACGUUUUGAGCUUUCAUAAGCUCAAUCAGUCAUCUUUCCUCUAUACUUUUUUUACUUUUAACUGAGAUUAUUACAAUAAUACAGUUCCACACAAUUUUCAAGUGUUUUGCUUACUAUUCAAUUGAAUAAAUAAAUGACUCAAAUCAUUAAUUCUUCAAACAGCAUUUAGAGAAAUGAAGAUGCAAACAUUUCCCAGUGUACAUAAUUAUCUGGACAACUAAAAUAAAUCUCAUUUGCUUAGGAAAAUAAUCUAAAUCCAUUCAAGUCAAUAAACUUUUUUAAUCUUUGAUAAAAGUGAAAAAUUGAUUCAUGAAGAUAAUAGAUGUUGAUUGAUAUGAUAUUUGAAUAAACGAUAAAAGUGAUUAAUGAAAAUAUCUUUUUGUUCAAGAGAAUCAAAUAUCAGCAAAUGAUUUCAGC